Molecule: messenger RNA, 510 nt
Organism: Caenorhabditis remanei
Lineage: Eukaryota; Metazoa; Nematoda; Chromadorea; Rhabditida; Rhabditidae
Exons: 1
Coding region: 1-510 (169 amino acids)
Source: RefSeq, a predicted model, not a curated record
AUGUUUGGCUGGGUUGUGUCGGCGGUCAAAAGUACUGUAAGGGCUAUUGACGAAUUUGUCAAUCCCCCACCUCCGCCACCUCCGCCACCGCCUCCGCCGCCACCAACUACAACUCCUUUGACGACUCCAUUGACAACUGCACCUCCAACGUCUCCUCCGACUACAACUGUGCUUACUACUACGGAUGUUUCGGAUUCGAAAGUUGCCAUCUUCUUGGUCGUUGUCGUGCUCUUUCUCGUGGCCAGUUGUGUUGGAGUAUUCUUCCUCAUUCGUUGGAGAAAGAGGAAGGCAGCAGCUGCUGCGUUGGCUGGAUCUACACCAGGUGGUGGAUCAUUUGAUGCCGAGAAUGGAUCAACGACUGGUGGAACAAGUGGAACUUCUGGAACUUCUGGAACAUCUGGAACAACUGGAACAACUGGGACCACUACAAAAACCAAAACAAAAGGUGGAAAGAAGAAGAAAGGAAAGAAAGGAAAGAAGACUGGCGCUUCUUCGACGUCCGGCGUCUAA